AUGAAGCGUCAACCUCCCAAAAGUCCAUACUAUAAAUAUGAUUUUAGUGUCUGUACUCCUAGCGGACAAUUUGAUCCCCUGUUUAUCGAAAACGUGCUGGAUAUAUCCGAUGCCUUGGUGGAGAUUUUCAGAAUUUGCGGUAUACCAACGUGCAAGGCGAGGAUUGCCCGUUCAAUUGUAGUUAAAGCAUUUCAAUUUUAUGAUGUGAAACGUCAUCGGUUUUGUGUUAAGCCAGAAGAAGAUGGUAGCAUACAUCGUAAAGAUAUAGUGGACGAAUUCCAGUGUAGAUGUUGGAUGUCACGCUUGCAAGGUCUACUGGCUUAUGCACUACUCAAACGAGUUAUGAAGGCUUUCUUCCUUCAAACACCCGAUCACAGUAUACGCAGCGCUAUAAUUGAAGCAUUGGUCAUAAAAGAGCGACGAUAUGCUUGGGAGCAUGCUGCAAGGAAAUCUAUUCGCGUCUUCGAACAUUAUCGGCAUGCAUUUUUUAAAGCUUGUCCAAAUUAUAAAGAAAGAAUUUUUCAAACAUAUAGGGAAUUAUACGAAUGUUUAUAUAAGCGAGCAGAUCCUAUAAUUGUGGAAGAUUAUCAUCCAAGAGGCUGUAGGAAAAGAAUUAUAAUUGGCACACAAUCUCCUCCAAAAUAUCAAGAGGAAAAACAAAAGUGCGUACAAAAAUGUCAACGCACCAAUGAGCUCAAAGAAUAUUUGAAAACUUUGCCGCCUAAAAGAUUACCGAUUGCUGCUAGCUGCUUUAAACUGCCCCUUCCAUGUAAUUUAAUAUGCCCGCCUAAAAUUGCAAAGAAAAAAUACGAAAAUGUAAAAAGUUACGAGCAAUGCGAGUAUGAGGAGAAGAUGAGGAGGAAAAGGAAAGAAGCGAAAAACGUUGACUCAAACUUGCCGCGUUGCUAUCAGUGUGAUUGUCCGAAAAUUAUCUGUGAUUGUGAUAUAGAUCCCACCACCGGCAUUGUAGCUACAGACUGUAGUCAAGGUCCUUUUCAAUGCCAAUGGGUUCGUAUGGAUAAAGCUGAACGGCCAGAUCCAUUUAUACGAAAGCCGGAAUUCCAUGAGUGUCCCGUUGAUUGCUUGAUCUCAUAUAGCUCAAGUGAUUCAGCGGUCUCUGAUUGUUGCAAAUGUCCAACCGAUGACGAAGACAAACUGAUCAUUUCAUCUAGUGACGAAUGCGAAGAUAUUGUAUACGCGAGCUCGGAUAAUGAAGAAAAGUUGGAAAAAUUAAUGAAAAAAGAUUUACCUAAACGAAACCCGGUAGACUCUAAAGGAACAUGUAAUACAACCAUACUUCGACGUAUCUCUAAAUUGCCAGAGAUGCAACCGAAGUCGAAAUCGAAACCGAAGGUCAUAAAGAAUUAUCGGAAAUUAUGUAAUUGCGGAAGGAAGAACAAGUCUAAAAAAUCGAAAAACUAA
This is a messenger RNA of Glossina fuscipes, 1422 nucleotides long. RefSeq lists its product as uncharacterized. The transcript is spliced from 2 exons. NCBI's taxonomy places the organism in Eukaryota, Metazoa, Arthropoda, Insecta, Diptera, Glossinidae. Bases 1 to 1422 code for a protein of 473 amino acids. The record is from RefSeq and is a predicted model, not a curated record.